CGCGGCGCACCCCAGCAAGCUGUCGGGCACCGCACGCGAGGCCGAAGAGCUCUUCGACCCCAUCGAGGAGCCCGUGCCUGGCGACGCGGAGCCCGAGGGCAAGCAGGCAGAGGCUGUGCACGGCGCAGCGGUGCCCAACGCCGAGCACUUCGGCAACCUGGCGGCGGCGGCGGCGCACGGAAUCAGCGGCGCAGCCGCAGAGCUCUUCGACAAGCUGGGGCAGGCCGCGCUCGAUGCCACGGGGUCGUUCGACUUUGGGUCUGGUGAGCCUGUGUGCGGCGGCGCGGGCCACCACAGUGUGCUGGAGGAGUCAGCGGGCGGCGCUUCCGUGGGCACCGCCAGCCAGGCCGAGGUGCAUCAGGAUCGGGCCCUGGUGUGCGCUCGCCUCGAGAGGGCGCUGGUGGCCCUGGUCCAGAUCUUCGAAUCGCUCGAGCUGGUGCGCGUCCCGUCGUGGCUGCUGGAACCACAGCGCGAGGCUGUGAGAGCGGCGGUUGCGGCCUUGGAGCGCGCCAAGGGCGAUCACGCGGCUGUGCACGGCGCAGCGGUGCCCAACGCCGAGCACUUCGGCAACCUGGCGGCGGCGGCGGCGCACGGAAUCAGCGGCGCAGCCGCAGAGCUCUUCGACAAGCUGGGGCAGGCCGCGCUCGAUGCCACGGGGUCGUUCGACUUUGGGUCUGAUGAGCCUGUGUGCGGCGGCGCGGGCCACCACAGUGUGCUGGAGGAGUCAGCGGGCGGCGCUUCCGUGGGCACCGCCAGCCAGGCCGAGGUGCAUCAGGAUCGGGCCCUGGUGUGCGCUCGCCUCGAGAGGGCGCUGGUGGCCCUGGUCCAGAUCUUCGAAUCGCUCGAGCUGGUGCGCGUCCCGUCGUGGCUGCUGGAACCACAGCGCGAGGCUGUGAGAGCGGCGGUUGCGGCCUUGGAGCGCGCCAAGGGCGAUCACGCGGCGCACCCCUGCAAGCUGUCGGGCGCCCUAUGCGAGGCCGCGGAGCUCUUCGGCCCGAUCGAUGUGCCCGAGUCUGGCGUGACGGAGCCCGAAGGCAAGCAGGCAGAGGCUGUGCGCGGCGCAGCGGUGCUCAACGCCGCGCACUUCAGCAAGCAGGCGGCGGCGGCGCACGGACCCAGCGACGAUGCCACGGAGCUCCUCGCCGCGUUCGAGGAGGUGCUCGCGGACGGCGCUUCCGCGGGCCCUGCCAGCCAGGCUGCAGUGCAGUGCGAAUCGGUCGGAGCCAGCCCCGCCGCAGCGCUGGACCCACAGCGCGAAGCUGUGAGAGCGGCGCUUGCGGCUCGGGAACACGCCCGAGCGACUCGUGAAGGAGGCCGUGGGCAUCGUGCGGCCGCUAGACGUGCCUUGCCCUCCCGCCCUCCUUCCUUCCUUGAAUUCUAGCAUGACCACGCGCCUAUUUGCGGGUGCUCGAAGAGUUUUUUAAAAAAUGCCCAC
Messenger RNA from Prorocentrum cordatum, 1435 nucleotides. NCBI's taxonomy places the organism in Eukaryota, Dinophyceae, Prorocentrales, Prorocentraceae. The record is from the annotation of a GenBank genome assembly.